AUGAACUCGUUGCUCUUCGGGGAAAUGGCCCGCGCCUUCUCCCCCGGCGCGGCGGCCGCCUCCUGCCCGCUGGGCCCCGGCGGCGGUGGCGGCCCCGGGAGCCCGGCGGCGGCCGGGGGUCCGCCGGUAACGGCGGCGCUUCGGAACGACCUGGGUUCCAACAUUCACCUGCUGAAGGGGCUGAACGUGCGGUUCCGCUGCUUCCUGGCCAAGGUCCAUGAGCUGGAGCGGCGGAACCGGCUGCUGGAGAAGCAGCUGGCGGCCCAGCAGAGCGAGCGCGACCGCCGCCUGCGCUACAAGACCUUCUCCCGCGACCAGGCCGUGCAGACCGACUCCGGGAGCCUCCCGCUGCUGCCGCCGCCGGGUCCCGGCCACGGGCUGGCCGCGGCUGCCUUGGCCUCGCCGCUGCACUACAGCCGUUUGCCGGGUACCAUCUGGAGCUACACCCAGGUGCGGCGUACCGGAGGCGGCGGCUUAGAGACGGUGCAGGGGCCCGGCGUCUCCUGGGUCCAUCCGGACGGCGUCGGGGUGCAGAUCGACACCAUCACCCCCGAGAUCCGCGCCCUCUACAACGUGCUGGCCAAAGUCAAGCGGGAGCGGGAUGAGUACAAGAGAAAAUGGGAAGAAGAAUUGACAAGAAGAAUGAGUCUGGAAUCUAUGGUGGAAACCUUGCGAGAGGAGGCGCAGGAAGCAGAAGCUCUCCAGGAGGAGUUAAAUGAAAAGAUUGAGAGACUGAAAGCUGAACUUGUGGUCUUUAAGGGUCUGAUGAGUGAUCCCAUGACAGACCUGGACACAAAGAUUCAAGAAAAGGCCAUGAAGGUGGACAUGGACAUCUGUCGACGAAUCGAUAUCACAGCCAAGCUGUGUGAUGUAGCGCAGCAGCGCAACUCUGAAGACGUUUCCAAGAUAUUCCAGGUGGCUUCCAAGAAGAAAGAACGCAAGCUCACGUCUGAUGACGACCUUUCAGAACAGGAUGGAGACAAUGGCAGGUUCUCUGAUGACGAGGUCAGCUGUUCACUGAACAUCACAGAUGAAAUGAAGCGUAUGUUUAAUCAGCUUCGUGAGACAUUCGAUUUUGAUGACGACUGUGAUAGUUUAACGUGGGAGGAGAAUGAAGAAACGUUGCUUCUCUGGGAAGACUUCACAAACUGCAAUCCUUCAAUUGACCUCCAAGGAGAGGAAGAGAACCUGGGAAACUUGAUCAACGAAACAGAGUCUUUCUUUAAAACGAGAGACAAGGAAUACCAAGAAACAAUAGGGCAGAUAGAGCUGGAACUGGCCACAGCCAAGAGCGACAUGAAUCGCCACCUCCAUGAAUAUAUGGAAAUGUGUAGUAUGAAAAGGGGCCUGGAUGUACAAAUGGAAACCUGUCGUAGGCUUAUCAAAGGCUCAGCUGACAGAAAUUCUCCAUCUCCCAGCUCUGUAGCCAGCAGCGACUCAGGAAACACAGAUGAAAUUCAGGAUGAGUUGGACAGAGAGACGGAUGUGGAGCCCAUGGUCAGCUGAUACAAAGCUGGAGCAUUCCAAUAAAAGGGAAGAUAAGAAAAGAUGAAAAAAAUACACUGUUGGGGGGGAAAAGAAAACAAAAAAGACUUUGUGAGCCCUUACUAAAGGGUUUCUGAGGACUCAUUCCUACACCAUCCCCACCCCACCCAAGGAUUGGUGCUGUAAACUUCUAUUGUUAUACAAAUCAUAAAUGCAGAGUCCUGUAAGAAAACACAGUCUUUUAAUUGUGCCUUUGCCCCAAGCUGAGCCACUUUGAGCUCCAGUGGAAUAUUAAUAGCAGGUGUUUUUAUAUUGAAAAGAAUAUAUAUUAUUUAAACAAACAAAAUGAAUUUGGUAGCAGCAGAGAAUGGUGCUGCAAAGGCUCUGGGUGUUUCAACAAGCUCCUGGUUUUAUUGAACUGCUGCACUGAUUGGCAAAAGGAACUCUGGCAAAAUGAGAAAGGAACCCAAGACAAUUAUGGGACAAUUACCAAUGUCUGGCACAAGAAAAAAAAAGAAUGUCUCCAAAUUGAACUGUAAACACUUAAAAAUAAUAGUGGGUUUAAGGGCAGCUUUUAGGAUUAAGCACUUAUACAACAGUCAAAGGAAUUUCUUCAUUCUCUCUUUCUUGGGUGAAGGGAGCUUUUGAGAUUUGUACAAGCUUUUUCUGCUAGACUCCAGAAUCUGAAGCAGCAGGUCUCAGCUCGGUGGCAAAGCAGGUGGAGAGAGGGAGGGUUCAGUGGGGUGGGACUAUCACUGACAAACUACUAUGCAAAACAACAACAAAAAGCUGGCCUUAUUUAUAUGGAAUGUUUGGUCCCUGCUGGGCUACAGCUAUCUCUUGAGGAAAGGAAAGCUAAACCCACAUUUGCACAUGUUAGUUACCUGUAGAGCUUCUUUUGAGGAAGAAUGUCUUACAAUGCCUUUGUUUCCAGUGAUUGGAUUAAGAGGGGGAAUCCAUCCUUCCUGUGUGGUUCUGUGUUUUCUUCUGUUCCAGGGUUUUAAUUUGGAAGCCACAGUGUUUGCAGAUCUUCCUUUGCUGACAGGGAGAUAAACUCCCAUUUUAUGCUGCUUUCACGAUGUUUAGAGAGGGAUAGUUGAAGCAUCAGGAUGAACUGACAUGCUGUGGUACAGAUGUAGGCUUGAGACGUGACAUGGGGGAGAGUUUUUUCCAGACUACUGUUUUUCACUGGUUUAGGGAGCAGUAAAAUGAAUCCCAAGCUACUGCUGCCCUAGAUUUGGGGAAGAACAGCCAUGUGCUUUCUCUGUGAGAAAGUGAGAAGACCUGGGCUUUGUCAAUCUUCCUGUAUUCUUUGGGUUUUUUUUGCCCAGGAGACAGCAACAUCAAAAGUCAGAUCACUUGGUGGUAUUUGAGGAAACUCUGGCAUCAUCAAGCUGUUCAUGGUUAGCAGUGGGAAUUGUAGCACCUCAGCCAGGUUAAAACAGGGUAUAAACCUCAGACAAUAAUUUCUUUGGUUUUUAGACCAAGAUUGGAAGUGUAGUUAAUCCUACCUAAAGGUCACUGUGUAGUUAACUAGCAGUUGCAAGUAAAUACCAAAUGUGGUUUUGUUUCCCCUGCCAGGAAGCUUAGAAACUGCUCUGUAGGAGCAGUGCUAGGACUGGACAGGGAAAAAGACCCAGUUUAAGCACCCUCUCAGUGUUAUGUAAAGGCCAGCUGGCCAGUCUUUUUAAGCUUCCUGAGUAUUGUUUCCAUCCUUUCUUAGGUAUUGAUCUGAAAUCAGCAUUGUAAGCAUCCAGCCAGUGUAGAUCAGUGUUGCUUGCUUCCAAAAAGAGCACAAGUGUCUCUCCAAAUGGCACAUUCCAAGGCAGAAGUGCCACUUGUCUCACAGCCAUGGAGAAGAGCAGCACCUCAGAGGGUUUUUAUCCCCACUGUGACUGUGGGUACAGUCACAUCUUCUCAGCUUUGAGGUUGCUGCCUUGCUGCCAUUCAGAUCCAUUUCCUGCUUGGACAUGAUGGUGCUUUUCAGAGUAGAGAGGAGGACCAGGAUGAUCCCUCUGGAUCCAUAAUGUGGAGGCAAUGAUCCACAGUCAGUAGCUUCUGUCCAAGAAAACAGAUCCAUGGAUAUCCUUGAGGUUUCCUUCCUGAUUGAAAUACUCAGUGCAGUGAUUUGUAGAGUAGCUGGCAAUUGCUUGGUUCCUGUGGUGGGGGUUGGGGGCUUUUUCAAAGCCUAUUUCAUCAUGUAAAUGUAGAUAACUUUUCUCUGGAAAAGAAACCUGAUUCCAAAGUGCUCAUUCCUGUUAUUUCUUAGGUGGCCAAAGUGGUAAAUGUCACAUUCACA
Molecule: messenger RNA, 3784 nt
Organism: Colius striatus (speckled mousebird)
Lineage: Eukaryota; Metazoa; Chordata; Aves; Coliiformes; Coliidae
Gene: IFFO2
Product: intermediate filament family orphan 2
Exons: 9
Coding region: 1-1506 (501 amino acids)
Source: RefSeq, a predicted model, not a curated record